This is a messenger RNA of Cordyceps fumosorosea ARSEF 2679, 1605 nucleotides long. Its product is annotated as Fungal Zn binuclear cluster domain containing protein. Gene Ontology annotation, biological process: positive regulation of transcription by RNA polymerase II. The coding region runs from base 1 to 1605 and encodes 534 amino acids. NCBI's taxonomy places the organism in Eukaryota, Fungi, Ascomycota, Sordariomycetes, Hypocreales, Cordycipitaceae. Gene Ontology annotation, cellular component: nucleus. The record is from RefSeq and is a predicted model, not a curated record. The transcript has a single exon. Gene Ontology annotation, molecular function: zinc ion binding; transcription cis-regulatory region binding; DNA-binding transcription factor activity, RNA polymerase II-specific.
AUGCUCAAGCGGUCCAAAACUUUUACAGGCUGCUGGACCUGUCGAUCGCGACACGUCAAGUGCGACGAAAACAAGCCCUCAUGCCACAGAUGCCGCACCGCGGGCAUCACUUGUGAGGGAUACAGCCAUCGCUUCAUCUGGAUCGCCGAGAACGGCAUCGAGGACCCGGACAAUGCCGGUAGCACGACUUCCCAUCGAAAGACGAAGCGACGGACCGGCUUGACCGUGUACCCGACAAGUCAUCAGCUAAGACUGCCAAGUGCCACAAUCGCUGUGUGGCUGAGCGAGCUUGAAGGAGUGGUACCCAGUCACCGUUGCUCACGGGUCCGAGGGCCCUUUUGCGUCUUUUCAACUGCCGACCACUAUGCUCUCGAGACUGUCCAUGAGCAGCGGCACGACGGACUUGUCAAUAAACAUUAUGGAGCUCCUACGUUUGCGCUUGCUACACAUCCCAUGCCGCGUCGGUACAGGGCGCUCAUGCACCAUUGGGCCACGAGCCUCAGCGGCGAUAUAGUAGCAGCUGAUGGCAGCGACAACAUGCCUCGAACGGUCUGGACCCCCAUUGCCCUCACUGCUCUGCAGUGUAACGCCCCAGUUUCUGCAGAUUACGACGCUUGUGCGUGCCUACUACAUAGCAUCUGCGCAACCGCCGCCCACCACCUAGGUAUCCUCCAUCAAAAUGACCAACGAGGGCCAUAUGCCACACUUGCUUUGCAGCAUAACCAGUUGGCGCUACGUCAUCUCCGUCGAUAUCUUUCAAAAAGAGCCAAUGUUGCACCAGUCUCCUUGACUCUCAUGGCCAUACUCGGCUGCCUGGUCGCGGAUACAAUAUCUGGCCGAGUGCGGGGAUGGAGGAGCCAUCUCUGGGCGGGCUUGCAGAUCCUACAAAGCGCCGCUCCUUCUUCCUUUUCGUCUUGCUCUCAUCUACCGAGGCUCUUGCUAGUAUUUUUAUCCAUCGUUGCUGUGUGCGGGUGGGCGCUGCCAUCAGAGAUGCAGACAACUCUGCUAAGCCGCGUUCCGCCAAACGAGUCGUAUCUCAAAGAGCGUCAUGGCAUAUCACACGAAACUCUGCGACUGUUGCUUUGGGCUAAUCGUAUCAAGCCGUCACAAGGUCAAGCGCAGCGGCUCCAGCAGCGCGAUGCUCUGGAUAGCCGGCUAACUCAGUUACAAUCUCUGCCCAGCGAAUUAUGCAGCUCAGCUGUCGCGGCCACCAAAGCAGAUUUGAUGUCUAGUGCGUUUCAUUUUGCCACGGUAAUCUUCGCAAUGAGAAGAUUAGGAUUCAGCAGCGCAAGUGAUCAAAUACAGGCCGUUGCCAACUCUGCGAUGGAUUGUCUGGACGCUGUCGAGGUUUCCGCCGGCAAAGGAAGCAUGAUGAUAUGGCCCAUCAUGGUCACAGCAGCUGAGUCUUGCGGCAAUCCUGUGCUCCAGCACAGACUCAGCAGAAUACUUUUGAAGAAACAAAAGGUUGGAUUUGGCCACAUAAGCAAAUUGGUGCAGCUUGCAAAAGCCAAUCUGGAGGGGCAGGGCGCGGUGUCGCAGUACUUUGCCCGAGGGUUCCUUUGCUCCGAGCUUUUGGGCUCUGUAUACGAUGUGCCGCCAAUUUAA